Molecule: messenger RNA, 1095 nt
Organism: Stylonychia lemnae
Lineage: Eukaryota; Ciliophora; Spirotrichea; Sporadotrichida; Oxytrichidae
Source: the annotation of a GenBank genome assembly
AUGGUUGAAUAAGCACCGGGAAAAGAUUCCCAAUCACAAUCAUCAGUAUUUAGAAUUAAACCUCCUCCAAAAAGUUCUGGGAACACUAACCUCCAAGAAAUAGUACAUGAAUUUACUGAUAAUUAGUAUCAUGGACAAGGAGUGGAAACUCUAUGUGUUAGAUUCGAUGAGCAAGACAAAUAUAUUGGAGCUUCAUAUACUAAUGGAACUUUAAGAGUGUUCAAUUCGAUAACAGGAAAAUCCUCUUUGACUUUUGUUAAUAACUUUGCUUCAGAGGAGUAAAAGGCACCAAUAAACAUGUUCAGAUUCAAGCCAGCUGGAAUCAAUGGAUAGUCACAUGGUGCACCUGCUCAUUCUAGAGAUAUGAUAGUCUGUGUUACCACAGAUGGAAGGAUUCAAUAUUGGCACAUUCCUACAAACAAAUGUGUAAAUUAGAUAUUGCCUCCAGAAGAGGAUUUACAUUAAUAAACUUAAGAUUAUUAUGACGAAAAUGGACUACCUAAGAAAAAAAAGAGUACUAAUCCCCUUCUAUAAAAUUCAACCAAUAUAGACACUACAUUAAAUUGUUUAGACUUUAACUUGACUUCUGAAAAGUUAGCAGUUGCCGGUAAUGAUUCAAAAGUUAAAAUUUAUAAUGAGCAUUCACCUGACAAAGAGUUAUUGAUGACAUUAAAACCAACUGGAAGGAAUUUCCCUGGUCACACUAAUCGUGUUUAUGCUUUAAAGUUUUCUAAUACUGAGGAAAAUAUACUAUACUCCUCUGGUUGGGAUGAUACAGUCUAGAUAAAUGAUUUAAGAGAAGGUGGUUCAGUUGGAAUAAUUUCUGGAACACAUGUAUGUGGCGAUGCUAUUGAUGUUUGUGAAAACCUACUAGUUGCCGGUAAUUAUAGAAAUUAGAAAAAUCUUAUGCUAUUUGACUUAAGAAAGACUAAUAAAGUCUUAUAAUUUAUCGAAUUCGACAACUACUCAACAGCAUAAUCUGGUUAUUUCAGUGAAUGCCUUCUAUAUGGCGCUCAGUUCUAUAGAUAAAUGAGUUAGUCUGGAAUCAAACUAAUAGCAACUGCAGCUACAGGAGGUAGAAAUGAAUAUUACUGA